AUGUACUCCUCUGGCCCGUCAUCAACUGCUCAGGGGGCACGGGCUGGACGGACGGGGGCUGGUCGUGAGCCUGUACCUCUGCGCGACGCCGUAGCCGAGAUGACAGGCUUCAUCUCUAUGGAAGCUGCCGCCGCAGGCCGUGAUAAUGAACGGACCCAGACGGACCCCGUCGAGUUCACAGCAGCCUAA
This is a messenger RNA of Coprinopsis cinerea okayama7#130, 189 nucleotides long. RefSeq lists its product as hypothetical. The transcript has 2 exons. The coding region runs from base 1 to 189 and encodes 62 amino acids. NCBI's taxonomy places the organism in Eukaryota, Fungi, Basidiomycota, Agaricomycetes, Agaricales, Psathyrellaceae. The record is from RefSeq and is a predicted model, not a curated record.